AUGUCAACCCCGUCAGCCUCUCCAUGCGCCGGUCACGCGACACCAAUGGACCGAAAACUCAAGACGAUGACGCACCGGCGAGUCUAUGGCAAACGAAGGGCCGAUGCACCCCGAGCGGUAUUUGACCAAAGAAGUCCGGUAAAGGAGACUGGAGAGUCCAAGAAGUCCCAGGAUGUCGACCCCGUGGGCAGCCUGCAGACCAAGUUGGCCGAAGUGACGAUCCAUGACGAGCCGACGCCUCAGCAACAAGAACCCGAGCUCCCUGCAUCCCCAAAACCGCAAGUCGAGGAUUCACGAUCAUUUAAUAAGCAGCAAAACUCGGCCAUUUCCCAGAAAUCGCCGGAUACCCCGACUCAGCAGCCCACUCCGAAACCCACCCCGAAACCCACGCCAGAGGAACCAAAGCAAUAUGCAACCAUGGUCGAAGUGAGGAUAUACUCUGGCAAAACAAAAGCGGCAACUCCGGGGCUUCAAGAAAAAGAGGAAGUCCCCUCGACGGAAAAGAGAAGAGUGGCGCGGCAGAAAACCCCCGUCCCCAGAAGAUCCUCUGGCUUUGUCCACGACACCAAGGCCAAUGCUUAUGUGCGACCCAUUCUCAACGAGGCCUUUUCCCCUAUCGCGGCACAAAACAUUCAGAGGUUCGGGACGUGGGCGUCGCGGUCCGCGAAUAUGUUCAACGUGGCGAAAUUGGCCGAGGGUUCGUACGGCGAGGUCUACAAACUCCAUUUGCGCGAAGAGGCCUGUCGAGGAGUAGUUUCCAAAUCCAAGAUGGCUAAGCUGAGAAAAUACGGGGACGGCGUCUUCAAAGUGGUGCCGUUGCGAGCUCAAAGAGGGGCCGGAUCCAAAAAGUUCACCAGCAUCGAGGAAAUUGUCUCGGAAGUCAAGAUGCUCAAAUACUUGGACCCCAUCCCUGGAUUUGCGCGGUUCCGGGAGAUCCAUGUGGUUCAAGGACGUUUUCCGGACUCGUUUCAGGGUGCUUGGGACUAUUAUAAGAAGACCAAGGAUGACUGCGUGAACCCCAACCCAUCCAGCAAAAAGGCGUACCCGGAUUCGCAGCUCUGGGCGAUUGUGGAGAUGGAUGACGCGGGUUGUGAGCUGGAGAAGUUCUAUUGGUCGUCUGUUUUCCAGAUCUACGAUAUUUUCUGGGGCGUCGCCAUGGCGCUGGCACGGGCGGAAGAGUACGCUCUGUUCGAGCAUCGAGAUCUUCACUUGGGAAACGUUUGUAUUCGAUCCACUCGAGCCGACGGUUGCAUGGAUCCUCCGACGGACCUUGAGGUCGCGCGCCACCCAUCCUCGAGUGGCUUCGGAAUCAGCACUCUCGAGACAACCAUCAUCGACUACUCACUCUCUCGCGCGGACCUGCAACUGGCAGACGGACCCGAUUGUAUUAUUGAGAAUGCAUCGUCUGAUUUGGACAAGAAGCAGAUUUUCGAUGCCAUCGGUCAGGAUGAGGACGAGGUUCUGUUGCGAAACACCUAUCGACACAUGCGCGCAAGUCUCUACACGGGCAACCCGGCAGACACCGAGAAAGUCCCCGAUAUCCCCGGCAUCUGGGCCGAGUAUGCGCCCCAAACCAAUCUGGUGUGGCUGCUAUUUCUGCUCAAGAAUCUUCUCAAGAACCGCAAGCCGGAGGUCCUUCAGUCCCCUGUCCAGCCACAGCGAAAACCUCUUGCGCCCUGCUCGCCAAACCGGUUGGCCAUGGCGAAGAAAUCUGCGAAACACCAGGCAUCGAAGCCAGAAACCGGUGAUAAGUCCGGCUCGAUGAUCAAAGAACUGCAGACCAAAGACAUGCAGGUAAGAUCUUUGGCUCUCAAACAAACACUCGAAGAUAGAUUGCAAGCUGUUCUUGGGCUUCUGGAUAUCGAGAACGGGCAUGAGGACAUGUGCUGUGCUGCUGACUUGGUGGCCUAUGCGAUGGAUUCAGAGUGGCUGGACGAGAGGGACUUCUUUUAA
Molecule: messenger RNA, 1953 nt
Organism: Penicillium alfredii
Lineage: Eukaryota; Fungi; Ascomycota; Eurotiomycetes; Eurotiales; Aspergillaceae
Exons: 3
Coding region: 1-1953 (650 amino acids)
Biological process (GO): intracellular signal transduction; mitotic cell cycle
Cellular component (GO): cytoplasm; nucleus
Molecular function (GO): histone H3T3 kinase activity
Source: RefSeq, a predicted model, not a curated record